AUGGCUGCAGCAUCACACGGCGCAGCCGAUCUCAGGUCGGUGCUGGCACGAGGGAGUCUGGGAAUGAUCCGGCGACGUCGACAGCCAGCACAGGUGUCGAUUGGAUGGCAUCACGUGUUUGGAGGGAAGGUAGUCGGGAGGGUUGGGAGUCGGCGAUGGUAUAGUGAGUUAGGGUCAGGGUUAGAGACUGGGCCAGCAGCAAGCAAACGAUCGGUUCAGCCGCCUCAGGACGUGGCCAUUCUCGGCGGUGGGCUGACGGGUCUGGUGACGGCACACUACCUAGCGGAGUUGCUGCCAGCGACAGCACGCAUCACGCUGUACGAGGGAAGCGACCGUCUGGGGGGAUGGAUUGACAGUGAGGCGUGGGAGGGGGAGACCGGGUCUGGGUCCGGGUCAGUGAUCUUGGAGGCAGGCGCCCGGAUGGUGGCUCCACAGCGCAACAGCGCGCGGUACGACGACCUGUUAUUUCUGGACCUGGUGGACCGGCUGGACUUGGCGGGGGCGCUGCGGGUGUGCGACGAGCGGCCGGCCCAGUAUAUCUACUACCCGGAUCAUCUGGUGAAUGUGUCGAUGGGAGGGGGCAGUUCAGAGGGAGACACGUUGGGGGGGCGGCUUUGGCGCAUGGCCGCGCUGGGCUACCGAGCGUUGACGGAGCCGGUGUUUUCGGGGCUGUUGUCAGCGAUGUUGGGCUACGUGGUGCCAUCGCCCAGCCGAGCGGCCGAGGUCCGUCGUCGCACGGCCGCAGCAUACGGGGCGCCUUCGGGGCUGCCGCCAGACGACAGUGUCGGCGGGUUUGCGCUGCGGCAGCUAGGCGGUGGUGCGGGCGGACGGGCGCUGGUGGACAACCUGCUGGGAGCGGUGAUGCACGGCAUCUACGGGGGCGAUGUGUGGCGGCUCAGCGCGGCGAGCUCGCCGUUGCGUGGCAGCUGGAUCCGCGAGGGUGUGGCGCCGCUGCUGGCGGCUUAUGUGCGGCGGGUGGCCGGACAGAGCUCGUCGCCGGCCAUGUCGGCAACCCAGGUCGAGCAUCUGGCGACGAUUGCGAGCGGCAAGUACGCGCUGGCGCAGGACCGUGACAUGGAGAUGCUGGUAGACCUGCUGGGCGGGGGUGACUCGUCGGCCGCCGGCACAUCACCCCGGCUGCUCCGGCUCGCGGCCGCCAGCACGCGCUGGUCAGCCAUGGGGUUUGCGGGCGGGUUUGGGGCGCUGACGGACGCGCUGGCACGGCGGCUGGUCGAGCGGCCCAACGUGACGCUGCGGCUGGGAAGCGCGGUGGAACGGGUCCAGCUACAGGGACCAAAGGUGGCGGUCACGACGUCUGCCUCGGCUGGUUCACAUGACAAGGUCAUCUCGACGCUGGUAAGCUCGACGCUCUACCGGAUCACCGACCAGAAGCUGCCGGCGCUCGCACACGAGCAUGCGGUGACGAUCAUGGUGGUCAACCUGCACUAUGCGCAGACGGGACUGAACGGGGCCAACCGGGGGUUUGGGUACCUGAUCCCGGCGACGGUGCCGCUGGCGGAGAAUCCGGAGGGGGCGCUGGGAGUGAUCUUUGACACGGACCGGGAGCUGGUGCAGCGGCGGUUGACGGAGGACGAGGGGGGGCUGGAAGAUGGCAGCAAGAGAGAGGGAGAGGUCGGACAGCCAAACCCAGACGAAUCCGGCACGACCUUUACCGUCAUGUUGGGCGGCCACUACUGGGACGACUACGGGCCCGAGGACUACCCGAGCGAGGCCCAGGCUGUGGCCAUGGCCGAGGCCGUAGUGCAGCGGCAUCUGCGGCUGUCGCUGGCUGACGAGACCGGCGCGUCGUCUCUUUCUGAUGUCGCCCCUUCUCCCAUCGCCACGCGCGCCAAGCUUUGCCGCGGCUGCAUUCCGCAGCACUACGUCGGACAUGCCGACCGGAUGGCAGCGGCCGACGGUGAGCUGGCAGCGGCGUUUGGCCGACGGCUCGCGGUGGCCGGUGGCAGCUUCACGGCGACAGGUCCCGGCGUGCUGCCGUCGAUCCGGUCGGCACGCGAUGUAGCUCUGCGGACGGCCGGACGUGGAUACCGACUGCGAAGGGCACGCAACGGACGCAACGAGACAGAGAUGGCACACGUGGGCGACACGGGCCUGGGACGGUUUGGCGAGCCGGCCAGCGAUGAGGUGUCGCCGGUGCCGCUGCGACGAUUGCCUCUGCGGUUUGGAAACGGAGUCGGAGGGAGGAAGAAGGUUGAGUGA
This is a messenger RNA of Grosmannia clavigera kw1407, 2220 nucleotides long. RefSeq names its product protoporphyrinogen oxidase. Gene Ontology annotation, molecular function: protoporphyrinogen oxidase activity, oxygen as acceptor. Gene Ontology annotation, biological process: heme biosynthetic process. The record is from RefSeq and is a predicted model, not a curated record. Lineage: Eukaryota; Fungi; Ascomycota; Sordariomycetes; Ophiostomatales; Ophiostomataceae. Gene Ontology annotation, cellular component: mitochondrial inner membrane. The coding region runs from base 1 to 2220 and encodes 739 amino acids. The transcript has a single exon.